AUGAAGUCAUUUAUCCAGUUCGCGGUCGUACCGACCUCCGAUACGCCAGGCACCACCCUCAUCCUUCACUACGAUGACAAGCGCUACUUUUUCGGGAACCUUUCCGAAGGGUCGCAGAGAGCCUGCAUUGACAACGGAGUUCGGAUGUCAAAGUUGUCGGAGAUUUUUAUGACUGGCACAACAUCAUGGUCAUGCAACGGGGGGAUGCUGGGUAUGCUUCUAACGGUGUCAGAUACCAUGACAGCGGCAUCAGCAGCCGCUGUAGACGCGGAGAAGCUAAAGAUCAAGAACCUGGAGCAACGCUUGAAAAUAGCGGUGCGACAGUCGGAAAUCGAUGACCUGGUGGCACGGAUAAAGCGGCGCAAGGACGGCCUAUCAAAUGUGCCAGAGUUCUGUGGCCAACGGCCACUCUCUCUAUACGGCGGGCCUAACUUGACGCAUACCCUGGCGACUGCGAGAACGUUUGUUUGUCGAACCGGCGUACCUAUCGAAAUCCGGGAGUUCGGUGGUGUUGACAGCGAAGAGGGCACUGCGUCGAGCGACCUUUCCAAACCUGCCUGGUCGGAUGAGAACAUCCAAGUCUGGCCUCUACCGAUAUACCCAUCGGCUCCCAAACCACGCACACGAAAGAGAAGCUUGGACGAAUUUGAAGAGGCAGUGGAAGUUGCACCGACUAAAACUGCUCGGGAGAAGGAUAUGCAGGCCAGACAGAAGAUAGUCCUGGAUAUGUUCAACUCUCAAUGGCGCCUAGAUACCCUGAUUGAGACUCCUUUAGCCGAAGUGUCCCUGCCUGCCACACUCUUUGUCCGUGACGCAGACACGGGGGAGGUAAAACCGUACGACGGCCCAAAGCCUGGUGACGAACAGCCGCUCCCGGAUAUUAAGGUCCUUGUCCGGCAACCCUGGCCCGGCGCGAUGGUUGACUCCCUGCCUGCAGCUAAGCCGUCGGAGUGUGCAAUCUCAUACAUUGUGCGUGGCCGCGACAUCAGAGGCAAGUUUGACAGGAAGCGAGCAGAAGCUCUCAACAUUCAAAAAUCAGAUUACAAGAUAUUAGCAUUCGGAGGCAAUGUUCAGUCGAUAGACGGCAAGACGAUCACCCCCGACAUGGUCCUCGGGGAUACCAGACCAGGCAAGGGCUUUGCUGUUAUCGAGCUGCCUUCUGUUGAUUAUAUUCAGGCUCUGGUUGACCGAAAGGAAUGGCAGACCCCUGAAUUUAUAAAGGGACUCGAGGUGUUUAUUUGGAUCCUUGGUCGUGGUGUCGGUGGACAUCCACUCCUACAGGAAUUCGUGGCGAAAAUGUCGAAAUACCAACACGUCGUUUCGGCGCCGGAUUAUUGCCCCGACAGUUACGGUUUCCCAGCGGCAUCCUCUGCUACAAUUGACUUUUCAACCAUCGAUAGUGAUCGAUACCAAAUUCCAUUCUGCAACAACAGAAGUGAAAAGACUCUUGAUAGUUUUACACCGGCAGAUUCUAAGGCACCCGUUUCUAUUGCCCAGGCUAACCUGGUAGUUGACCUCGAACCCGUCCUUAAGUUUGAUAAAAGCUCCGUGCAAAACCCCGUCGGUACAUCCAAGUCAAACUCCAGGCUAUCUCGGAAGAAUAGUUAUGCAAGACUCAUUAGAGAGUCGUCCGAGAACCCGAGAAUCAAGGGGAAAGCUAAAGAGCUAAUGGACAGUAUUCCUAACGGAGAUGCUGAAGUUAUUUCUCUUGGUACCGGCUCCUCGUGUCCUUCUAAAUACAGGAAUGUGUCUGGAACCCUACUGCGAGUCCCUGGGCACGGGAAUUAUUUGCUCGAUGCGGGCGAAGGCACCCUGGGCCAAUUGAAGCGCAUUUUCGGGCCAGAGGAGCUCAAAGAAGUCUUCCGCGAGCUUAAAGCUAUAUGGAUCAGUCAUUUACAUGCUGAUCAUCACUUAGGGACCACGUCAGUGAUAAGAGCCUGGUAUGAAGCUGUUCACGGAAAGUCACCUCCUCCAACAGCUGACUUAGACAUCCCCGAGGAUGAAGUGUCCAAAAUUCUUCAGGAAAAGAGACUCUAUGUUAUUUCAGCUCCUCACAUGCUGCAGUGGAUGGCAGAGUAUGCCAACGUCGAAAACUAUGGCUACGAUAAAGUUAUCCCACUCUCGGCGUCCUCAUACGAACAUCCUGAUGGGAAUACAGAAUUUUUUUAUACCAUCUAUCGUCGUCAAAAGAAUGGCAGCACCAUUGUGGACAAAGAUGGCAAACACCUUGGAACUCGACUGAUGUUUGAGGAUGCGGCAUCCCCUCUUACCAAGCUAUUGAAGGAGGGUACUGGACUCGAGGCCCUGCUCACAACGCCCGUCGCCCAUUGUCAAGGAGCAAAAGCCGUCUCUUUCGUCUUUCCCACGGGAUUUAAAGUGUCUUACUCGGGCGACUGCCGUCCUUCUACUCGCUUCAUCGAAAUCGGCCGCGGGUCUACACUCCUGAUCCAUGAAGCCACUUUCGAUGACAACAUGAUCUCGGAUGCAGUUGCUAAACGUCACUCAACCAUCAGCGAAGCGAUGACAGUCGGCCUUCGCAUGGAGGCCAAGGUGGUUGUCCUAACUCACUUUAGUCAGCGAUAUCGGAAAAUGUCUGAUAUCGAUAAUGCAAGGGAAGUUGACAUCAAGCCACCCAGAGUUUGGGGUAAUAGACCCAGCCCUGGAGACAAGAAACCACGUCAAGCCCCGUCGGUGGUCCGCGACAUUCCAACAGCUGAAGAUCCCGAAGAAGACUAUACUCUAUCCGAGAAAACAGCUCAAAUUGAAAAGGUUGCCGAACAAACGAAUUCACGAAUCACCAGGCGAAACUCCAGUCCAAGGUCUAAAAGUCCAAGGGCUAGAAGUCCGUCCUCCAAUCGCCCACCCAUUGUUCUAGCGUUUGACAACAUGCGAUUACGGGUGGGCGAUGCAGUCUACGCUGAGGCAUACCAGCCCAUCUUAAGCAAAUACCUGGAAUUAACCCAAGAAGAUUAG
Molecule: messenger RNA, 2973 nt
Organism: Arthroderma uncinatum
Lineage: Eukaryota; Fungi; Ascomycota; Eurotiomycetes; Onygenales; Arthrodermataceae
Product: tRNA endonuclease
Exons: 1
Coding region: 1-2973 (990 amino acids)
Biological process (GO): mitochondrial tRNA 3'-end processing
Cellular component (GO): mitochondrion
Molecular function (GO): 3'-tRNA processing endoribonuclease activity
Source: RefSeq, a predicted model, not a curated record